Molecule: messenger RNA, 2688 nt
Organism: Trematosphaeria pertusa
Lineage: Eukaryota; Fungi; Ascomycota; Dothideomycetes; Pleosporales; Trematosphaeriaceae
Product: HET-domain-containing protein
Exons: 1
Coding region: 1-2688 (895 amino acids)
Source: RefSeq, a predicted model, not a curated record
AUGUCGUGGCAUGACCCUUCCUGCCAGUUGGACCUGAGAUGGCACAACGGAACGCCGGGUUGUACUCGCUGCGGCCUACGGGCCCCCAACAUUGCAGCUACCAAGGGCAUCCCACCUACGCCCCCACCUCCAAGUAUCCUUCGAUCCCAGCUCAAAUGCAGCUGGCCACCACGUGUGCGGUAUGGCACAGAUCUUGACCUCGAGGACUGCGCGCAAUUCAUCCGGGACAACAUUGAUUCCUGGAAGAUCGGGGAUUCGUCCGAGGACUCAGCGUCUUCUCCAAGCAAAAAAGUGCAAGAGACGAUAAUAGGCCACGAGCCGGACGCAUCUCUCAUGGACCUUGCUUCUUCCGAACCCACCCAACUCGACAUCUACGGCAGGCUGCCUGAAAGAGAUAGCAUUCGCCUACUUCGCCUACAUGGAAGCGCCUCCCCGCAAGAUCCGGUUCACUGUUCCUUGGAGCUUGUACGACUGAACGAGCCGGAGUUGCCGAUAUUUGAGGCCCUUUCCUAUACUUGGGCCGACCUCGAUGGGAAUUCCGAGCUAAUCUGUCCAAUCUAUCUCGGAAGUGACUACCAGGUGCUUUUGAUAACGAAGAACUGCCUGUCUGCCCUGCGUCAAUUGCGCGCCCCCACAGAUCGGCUGAUCUGGGUGGACGCCAUAUGUAUCAAUCAGGGAGACGUUUCCGAGAGAGGACACCAGGUUGCCCUUAUGCGAAAUAUAUAUUCAGCUGCUUCAAGAGUUCUCGUUUACUUGGGCGAGCAAGGCUCCAAGACUGACACGGCUAUGAGUCUUCUGAAAUGUGGCGCGUCUCCCGCGACCGAACAAGAGUUCGCGGCCGUCCGACAGCUUAUGGGGAGGCCUUAUUUUCGCAGACUAUGGGUGGUGCAGGAGGUCAAGUUGGCGCACAAAGCCAGUAUCACCUGCGGAGGGUUAACCGGACACUGGAGCGGACUGCGUGCCUUCGUCGAUCUUCCACACCUCAUGAGUCCAUAUUCUCUGGGCAUCUCGUGGGUCCACAAUAAGUCCUCCUCGCUCUUCCAUCUUCUACGGGAUACCGAAAAGUGCGAAUGUGGCGAUCCAAGAGACAAGGUCUUUGCUCUGUUAGGCCUUGUUGAGGACUCAGACGCUACUGGUCUGCCAAUUGAUUACACACUGAGCAUUCAAGAAAUCUACAUUGGCAUUGCGAGCUAUCUUCUCCAAGUCACUGGAUAUGUAGGCUUCUUGGAUUCCCUAGGAGGAUCCAGACAAGUCAAAAAUUUACCAUCAUGGGUUCCGGACGGUUUAUUCUUCCCGGAGGAGAAGAAGGAACCUUUUCAUGUCGAGAUAGCGCUCGAUCUACCUCCAGAUGCGGUCCCUGAGCCUCUCCAGGAAUUCGGUCAGCCUAUAAUUCCUUUCACGGGCUGGCAUCAUAGCAACGUGAUAGCAAAGAGUAUCCUUGAAGGCCACCAGAACAUGCGCCAACUUCAGAUUCUCUCCGAAACGGCUUCCUUGGUCCUCUCUGGCUUUCCCAUCUUCUCUGUCGCUCGCGGAAAGCUUUCAAUUACGUGCGGCCCAAGCGACCCUUUACACCUUCCACAGGAUGAGGUCACACUACCGAAUUUGGGCAAUCCCGCUGAUGGUGAAGAUUUUGUGUGCUACCUAGUUCCGGCACUGGAAAGAACGCUCUUACUGAAACCACGUGGCCAUCAAGUGUUUUCUUUGCACAGCCAUUGCUCAUUUGGGGUCGGGCAAGUACCGAAGGGAAAAGCGUUAUCACCAUUGUCUCGUGUAGAUGUGGCCCACAGGAUUACGCAGAGCGAGCGAGAGAUUAUGUUACGGUGGAUUCUAAUGGUUUUCUUUCUUGGUAUCCGGUCAUCCUCACCCGCAGCAUCCGAAGAGCGCGCAUUCUCCACGCCAUGGUUCUCCAGUUUCCCAGCCGUAUGUGAGGAAUUGGCUUAUCAACAUUGUCGGAGGAUAGCUAGGGAGCCAGGCUGUGGGCACUACUUUUCCUCAAUGAAUGCGAUGCGCGACGAAGUUCUAGGGGCGCUCUCCGAUGAUGACUUGCUUGCGCUGCGACAUUUGCGGGGUCAUAGGAUAUGGCCUGAGCAAGCGACCUAUGGAGUGCGAGCAAGCUAUGGCAUACUGUCACCUUUUUCCGGAUCCACUGAUGACGGUUCAUCCUACCAACGCAUCUUACUCAACCAGAUUGAAUCAAUUCAGUCCACAUGGAACAGUUACAAUGCCUCGGCAGAUGUCCUCCUUCCGCAAUGGAAGAGCGCUAUCCAGGUUUUCAAGAAAAGCAUGGAGAGACAUGGGCGAAUAGCUGAUAUAAUCGACGGACUUCGACAUUCCGGGCACGAGCCUGUCUGGACUUUUCUCGACGAACAACGCAGAAGUGACUUCGAGUCGAGCGUGGUCGACAAACUCCUCCAGCCGAUUCCCGGGCUCAGAUGCCGCUUCUUUAAUUUUUAUGAAGUGACAUAUACACGUACGUCCCCUGCAACCAUUGUCUACCAGGGUUGGGAAUUGAUCAAGAGCAUUCCCCUUGAUUCUGCCAAAUCCUGGGAGUGGAAUCGAGAUCGUUUUCGGAUCUACCUUGCGACAUUACAGAUGGUCGCGCAGAUGAAGGCCCUUUUGUGGCAUCGGCAGAUACUGAGCCGGGUUGACGAAGUCUACCAGCAUCCAGAACGCAUCGUCAUCGUCUAA